UUGGGUUGCUCCGUUUAACAAUUUAUUCGAGUGGUGAUCGUUGUUGAGUUAAGUGAUCAAUAUUAUAAGCAACAAGUGUUUGUGUGAAGCAACAAAAUAUGUUGCAAAAAUGGUUUAUACUAGUGCUAUCAGCUUGUUUUGCUAAGUGCAGUUACGGUGAAGGUCAUUACACCAUCGUCGCAGCAAAAAAUAUUCGAGCCAAUUCUGAGUACCAUGUCUCAGCCUCAGUACACGACGCAAUUGAGCCCAGUACAAUACGAUUGACCGUGAAAAAUAAUAGGGGCUUCAGAGAUUCGAAAGAAGUUACUAUUCCACCAUUCACCACUGAAAUGGUUCAGUUCAGCACUGGUGACCUGCUGAAAGGUGAUUAUUCAAUUGUUGCCGAAGGUCUGAGUGGAAUUACAUUCUCAGAAAAAUCGAGUAUUCGUUUACACGAAAAAGUUCAAACCGUUCUGAUACAAACUGAUAAAGCCAUGUACAAGCCUGGUGAUCAGGUAAAUUUCCGAGUCUUAGUACUGGAUCUCAAUCUGAAACCUAGCGUGAUCAGAGGCGACAUGUUGGUGUUCAUUAGCGACAGCUCCAACAAUCGAAUUAAGCAGUGGCUAAAUGCAACGACAACAAAAGGUGUAUUCACUGGGGAACUUCAACUAUCCGACUAUCCCAAUUUGGGCAAAUGGCACAUUAAUGUGGAGGUAAACCGUGAAACGAAGAAGAAAUCUUUUGAAAUUGCUCAGUAUGUUCUGCCCAAAUAUCAAGUGAUUAUUGAUACAGAUAAAGACGUAACCUAUAAAGACGGCCAAAUACGCAUAACAGUCAGAGCUAAAUACACGUACGGACAACCAGUCAAAGGACAGGCUGUUGUCACUGUCACGAAUUAUAGCUACCAACCACGGACGACAGGUAUUUUGUGUAGCCGAACGAUUCCGGUUGAUGGCAAAGGCUAUGUUGAAUUCGAUAUCACGGACGAUUUGAAGGCAACCGACGAUUAUGACAGUAAAUUUCACAUUGAAGCUGCGGUAACAGAAGAUUUAACUGGGAACACUCAGACCGGUAAAGCGCUAAUAACAAUACACAAAUAUAAGUUCACCAUUACCACAGUAGAAACACAAAAAUCUUAUAAACCAGGACUGCCAUCGAAAAUCACGGUUAAAAUUGCUUACCACGACGGAUCCCCAGUUGUGGAUGCAGUCAACAAUGUACUAAUAAACCGCAACUUCGAUGGGUAUGAAUCGGUUCCCACUACGGAUGGAUACACCCUAGAUUCGCAUGGAAUGGUUUAUAUCAAUUAUUCCUCUCUAGAAUCCGGAUUUCACCUCAACGUCGAAUAUUUAGAUUGUUUUAAACACUUGGGCUACUAUCGGAAAUCUGAAUCUGAUACAGGACAGUAUAUCCAAGCUAGAGUUCAAACAUCAAAUCCUCGCAUUGAUCACGAAGUUUCUGUUGAAGUUACUUCAACCGAACCAUUGGACUACUUUACGUAUCAAAUAUUAGGACGUGGCGACAUUAUCGUGACUCGAACGGAGCCGGUUCCAAAGACCAAUUACUUUGUGUUCACCUUCUUGGCGUCAUUUGAAAUGGUUCCAAAGGCUCAAUUGAUCGUUUACUACAUGAAAAAUGCGCAUAUAAUAUCUGACUCAAUUGACAUUGAAUUCGGCGAAGAACUUCACAAUUUCGUAAAUGUUGACACAUCAGUCGCUCAGGCUAAGCCCGGACAAACCAUUGAUAUUACGGUAUCUACGAAGCCUGGAUCGUUUGUCGGUCUGCUUGGUGUCGAUCAAAGUGUUAUUCUUCUGAAAGAUGGUAACGAUUUGUCGAGAUCUGAAGUUCUGCAUGAAUUGGACGAAUAUCGACAGUCCAGUGGAGGAAUCCGCAGAGGAAGAUUCGGGCAAAGGAGUAGUGGAUGGCAAGACUUCGAUAAAGUCGUGUUAUUAUCCAAUGCAUUUGAUCCACGACGCUGGCACUUCCAACUUAGAUUUGGCGCUGGUGGUCUGAGAAGGACAUAUUCUGAAACCGAGCCACUUACUGGUAGUGUCAUGACAUCCGCGAAUGCUCACGACACUAGUUUAUUGGAAAGCGAUUUGACUAAAUCUCCUCAAGAAUCACUGGUUAUUCGGACGGAAUUUCCAGAAACAUUUAUUUGGGACUAUAAUGCCACGGAUAGCACCGGAACCAAAUCAAUUCAGAAAAGAGUUCCCGACACAAUAACAUCAUGGAUAAUCACUGGAUUCACCAUAAGCGAUGUGUUCGGACUCGGUCUGACAAAAUCACCAAGGACCCUGAAAGUGUUCCAACCGUUCUUCGUUUCCUUGAACCUCCCAUAUUCAAUAAAAAGGGGGGAAGCUGUUGCUAUACAAAUCGUUGUGUUCAACUACAUGGAUGAAACUGUUUCCGCUUCGGUUACAUUGGAAAAUUCAGAACAGGAAUUCGUUUACUCGGACCCGUCCAACGAAGUGGAAACACCGAAAAUUGAACAAUUUCGUGAUAAAACCAUUUUCAUCAAAUCGAAUCGCGGUGCACCAGUAUCAUUUCUUAUUACGCCCACAAAAGCUGGACCAAUUAAAAUCAAAGUCACGGCCACAUCAUCGCUAGCUGGUGAUGCAGUUGAAAGAACUCUUCUGGUUGUACCUGAGGGUGUGCCACAACGCAAAACCGAUGCAUUUUUCAUUGAUUUGAGAGACAGAUCAGAGUUCAAUGAUAAAUUCACCAUUGAGAUACCAAGUAACGCUGUGCCAGACUCAACCCGAAUCACCGUAUCUGGAGUCGGUGACCUUAUGGGUAAUUCGAUUAAAAAUCUCGACAAACUCAUUCAAAUGCCCAGCGGGUGCGGUGAACAAAACAUGUUAAAUUUCGUUCCGUGCAUUGUGGCUAUCAACUACUUGAAGCAUACCGGUCAACUGACUGAGUCUAUCAAAAGUAAAGCGCUAAAUUUCAUGGAAAUCGGAUACCAGAGGGAACUGACUUACAAACAUAGCGAUGGGUCCUUCAGUGCGUUUGGUAAAUCGGAUGAUAGUGGAAGUACAUGGUUGACAGCGUUUGUAGUGCGAUCGUUCCUACAAGCCAGAAAUCACAUGAUGGUUGAGGACAACAUUAUCGGCGAAGCUUUGAAUUGGUUACAAGACAAACAGGCUCCGAAUGGAAGUUUCCCGGAAGUGGGUCGAGUUAUUCAUGAGGAUAUGCAAGGAGGUUCUAGCGAGGGUGUAGCACUCACUGCCUUUGUAGUUACUGCAUUUUUAGAGGAUCAGACUAGGAUCGCCACUUAUCGUGACACUAUCAGUAGAGCUCUAGAAUACAUUAUUAAGAACUUGGAAGGUGUAGAUGAUGCUUAUUCGCUGGCAGUAGCUUCAUAUGCCACUCAACUGGCCAAAGAUCAAACUCGCACUGCAUUACUGCAGAAAUUAGAUGCUAGCGCUAAGACAAACGGUGACUUUAAACAUUGGGAAAAGGCCGUACCGCAAGAAGAAACCGAAAAUCCAUGGCUUUUGCAGAAAAAUUCAGUUAACGUUGAAAUUACUGCCUAUGCCUUGCUAACAUUUAUCCACAAUAAUCAAAUUACGGAAGGUCUCCCCAUUAUGAAGUGGCUGUUGAGUCAGCAAAAUGAAAAUGGUGGCUUCCAAUCGACUCAGGACACUGUUGUCGGCAUUACAGCUCUGGCUAAAUAUGCCGAAAAAAUAGCACUUGGUCAAAGCGAUAAUGUUGUGAUUGAUGUCUCAUACAAUAGCGACAGCGAAUCAGCAAUCAACAUAAACAAGCACAACGCCUUGGUGCUGCAGACGAUAGAGAUUCCAUCCAGUGUACGAUCCAUUAAUGUUAAGGCCACAGGAAGCGGCUCCGCUCUGUGCCAGCUGUCCUACAAAUAUAAUCUGAAUGAAACCAGUGAAUGGCCACGAUUUGUGCUGGAUCCACAAGUGAAUAAAACCUCAAAUUCAGACCAUUUGCACCUAACCGUUUGCACCAGUUUCGUUCCGUCCGGUGGUGUAACUCAAUCGAACAUGGCCGUAAUGGAAGUUUCAUUACCGAGUGGUGUCGUCGCCGAUUUAGAAAAGAUUCCGUUACUGCAGUCGUCUAGUGGAGUGAAGAAAGUUGAAACUAGAAAUGGAGACACCAUUGUCGUUGUAUACAUUGACAAAUUGAGAUCGGAAGCACUUUGCUUUGUCAUCGACGGAUAUAGAACGAGUAAAGUCGCCAAUCAAAAGCCAUCUCCGAUUAUAAUUUAUGAUUACUACGACACUUCCAAAAAAGCAACGAAGUUCUACCAAAGUUUCAAAACUAAUUUAUGUGAAAUUUGCGAUGACAUUGAGUGCAAGAACGCAUGUAUGGCUAAAACUGCAGCGGUAUAAUCCAACCUUGAUGGCCAAAUUAGUGCAAAAUCUUCAGCAUAUGUAGAAAUGUAGUUGUUGCUUUUGUUGCAAACCUGUUCAAACAUUACUAGCCUAAUGGUGUGCCCUGGGAAGUGAUAUUUAAAUUGAAAUUGUUGUAGCCAAAAUUUAGUAAUUUUUUAAUAAUAAAUGCUGAAGA
Messenger RNA from Bradysia coprophila, 4515 nucleotides. Its product is annotated as thioester-containing protein 1 allele S3-like. Gene Ontology annotation, cellular component: extracellular region. Gene Ontology annotation, molecular function: endopeptidase inhibitor activity. Lineage: Eukaryota; Metazoa; Arthropoda; Insecta; Diptera; Sciaridae. The record is from RefSeq and is a predicted model, not a curated record.